This is a messenger RNA of Gossypium arboreum, 3490 nucleotides long. Its product is annotated as receptor-like protein 7. The transcript is spliced from 3 exons. The record is from RefSeq and is a predicted model, not a curated record. Lineage: Eukaryota; Viridiplantae; Streptophyta; Magnoliopsida; Malvales; Malvaceae. Gene Ontology annotation, molecular function: protein binding. The coding region runs from base 1 to 2142 and encodes 713 amino acids.
AUGCAAUGUCUUGAUGACCAGAUAUCUCCUCUGCUGCAAUUGCAACAUCAUCUUUACUAUGCCCCUAAUUUUACUUUCUCUUCCAAAUUCAAGCUUUGGGAUCCCAACACUGAUUGUUGCUCCUGGGAAGGAGUUACUUGUGAUGCUUAUGGUCAUGUUAUUGGUCUUGAUCUUAGUUACAAAAACCUUUCAGGCAGCUUUCACUCCAUAUUCAAUCUCCAUCGUCUUCAGCGCCUUAAUCUUGCUGGAAACAACUUUAAUACCACUCUGUUUUCAUAUGGGUUUGACAAACUCCAAAAUCUAACCCAUCUCAAUCUUUCAAGCUCAUGUUUCCAUGGCCAAAUUCCAGUGGAGAUAUCAUACUUAACGAGGUUAGUCUCUCUUGACCUAUCGAAUCAAGAUUCUUGUUAUCUGCGGUACUACACCAUUAUCGACCCAUACAAUUACGUAUACAACUAUUAUGAACUACAUCCUGAACUUGAACAACCUCUUAAAUUAGAGAAACCAAACUUCAAGACAUUAAUCAAGAAUUUGAGGUUUCUCACAGAGCUUUAUUUGGAUAGUGUGGACAUUUCAACUCAAAGUACUAAAUGGUGUGAAACCACAUCUCUUGUACUUUCCAACCUGCGUGUGUUGAGUCUAUCGUACUGUGGUUUGAAAGGUCCAUUAUGUUCUUCACUCUCAAGGCUCUCUUUUCUUUCCAAACUUAUCCUUGAUGGGAACACAAUCUCGUAUUUACCUCCCAAUUUCUUGGAAAUUUCGUCUCAUUUGAGUUUGUUGCUUUCUUCUUCAAAUUUCAGUGGAAAACUACCCCAAUCAAUUGGUAAUCUCAAGUUCCUGACAUAUUUAGAGCUUUCUUAUUGCAAUUUUUUUGGACCCAUUCCAUUGUCAAUUGCAAAUCUUAGUUCCCUGGUCAACCUAGAUCUAGCAGGAAACAAGCUUUCUGGAUCAAUACAUUCUUCUUUAUUUACUCUUCCAUCAUUAAAGUCCUUGUCUCUUUCAGAAAAUCAAUUGGUUGGGAAAAUUGAUGAGUUCCCCAAUACAUCUUCUUCUUUGAUUCAAGAAUUAUAUAUAGGCAAUAAUUAUUUAACAGGACCUAUCGCGAAGUCAAUCCUCCAACUUCCAAGGCUUGAAGGGCUUUAUAUUAGAGGCAAUAGCUUCAGUUCCAUGAAGCUUGACAUGUUUGUCCAACUCAACAACUUAAGGACUCUCUCGCUAAACAAUAUAAGCUUGUCAAUUGAAAGUGACAACAGAAGUCUUACUUUUCCCCAGUUAGAGAGCCUAAGCCUAAGGUCAUGCAACCUUACUGAAUUUCCAGAAUUCAUCAAAACACAAGACAAGUUGGUUGAGUUAUAUCUUUCUAACAACCAUAUCCAUAGUGUUGUGCCUAAUUGGUUGUGGAAGAGCAGUCUUUCAUGGGUAGACCUUUCUUUCAAUGUGAUUGAUUUUCUAAAACAGCUUCCUUUGAAUGAUGCAAACUUCUCUUUCCCAAUGUUGAAGCGAUUGUAUCUGGGAUCCUGUAACAUAAGUGCAUUUCCAGAGUUCUUAAAGGGUCAAGAAAAUUUAGGUUAUCUCGACCUUUCAAAUAACAAAAUAAGUGGUGCAAUACCAAACUGGGUGUGGAAGAAAAGUUUGCGGUAUCUGUUCCUUGCUAAUAACCAUCUCUCAGCUUUGGACCAUUUUUUACCCAAUCAGAGUUCAACUUCUUCACAAAGCUCCUUCGCUAGAUCUAUUUGCAAUUUGAGUCAGCUUAGAAAUUUCAAUGCAUCUCAUAACAAUUUGAGUGGCUCGAUUCCAAAUUGCUUAGGCAAAAUGAAUGCUCUCUAUUUGUUGGAUCUGCAAGGAAAUAACUUCAGUGGAAUGUUACCAAAAUUUUCAAAAGCAACCCAAUUACAAAUUCUCAAAAUUAGUGAGAAUAGAUUGGAAGGGAAGUUGCCUAGAUCAUUAGUUGAAUGCACUCAGCUUGAAGUUUUGGACGUGGGAAACAACAUGAUGAACGAUGCAUUCUCUUUUUGGUUGGAGAAAUUGCCUUACUUGACGGUUCUAAUAUUGCGGGAAAAUAGAUUUUAUGGCCAUAUUAAACAUUUCAAACAUAAAUUUGUUUUCCCAAAUUUGGAUGUGUUGGACAUUGCUUCAAACUAGUUUUCUGGUGAACUAUCCAUUGAUUUCCUUCAAGCCACUCGAUUAAGGUCACUCAAAAUAGGUGGGAAUAAAUUGAAAGGGAGGCUGUCGACAUCAUUAGCCAAUUUCACAGCACUUGAGGUUCUAGACCUUGGAAAUAAUAUGGUUCAUGAUACAUUUCCAUUUUGGUUAGAGAAGCUACCUUCCUUGAAGGUUCUCAUUUUGCGAGCAAAUAGAUUCUACGGCACAAUUACAAAAUUCAACUCGAAAAAUGGGUUUCCAAAGCUACGCAUAUUGGACAUUGCUUCCAACAAUUUUUCAAGCGACUUGUCCAUUGAAUUUUUGCAAAGCUUGAAGGCAAUGAUGCAGAUAACAAAUGAUGACAAAGCUAAGUUGGAUUACAUUGGGGAGGACUAUUAUCAAGACUCUGUGACAAUUGUUAACAAAGGGAUUGAAAUGUUCUACCAAAAGGUCUUGACGAUUCUUACUUGUCUUGACCUAUCCAACAAUAGUUUUCAUGGGAGAAUACCAGAAGAAAUAAAAAUGCUGAGGUCACUCAAAGUGCUAAACUUGUCCUAUAAUAGCUUCUCUGGCGAAAUCCCAGUAGCACUUCAAAACCUAAAAGAUCUAGACUCUUUGGAUCUCUCACAGAAUGAGCUGUCAGGGAAGAUUCCUCCACAGCUUACAACUCUAACUUUCCUAGAGGCACUGAACUUGUCUUACAACCCACUUGAAGGGAGCAUACCGCAAGGCAACCAAUUCAGUACAUUUUUAAAUGAUUCUUACCGUGGGAAUCCAAAAUUAUGCGGUCAACCAUUGUCCAAGAAAUGCAAUGAAGACCGUCUUCCAGUGCCACCGCCUCCAGGGGAGGAGGAACAGUCAUGGUUAUAUGCUAUGUCAACUUGGAAAAUUGUUUUGAUAGGUUAUGGUAGUGGUUUGGUCGCUGGCCUAUGUAUCGGAUAUACAGUGUUGAAUGAGUUGGGAAACAUAUGGGUUGAUACGUUCAAAAAAUAUGGGAAAAGAAACAGAAGAAGAUCUAGGUGACUAUGUCAGAAUUCAUGUAUCGAAGUCAAUAGGGAAAUGACCUCUGUCCUUCUAAGCUUCAAGUCAAUGCAUGUAAGUAGUGGCGGCAUUAAAUCAUUUUAAGUAGAAAACCACCCAAAGUAAGAUAAAAUUUAUCUUUUUUGUUUGGGUUUUUGGGCUAUAUAUUUUAUCAAACACAUGUUGGGCUUUAGGCUCGGGUGUAAUGGGUGGACCUAUUGGUCCGGGUUGUAGUGCAGCUUGACACUUGUUUUGUAUAAGUUUAUUUAUCUUUUCUAUAACAGUUUUAUUACUUUAAAAAUAAAUAAAUAAAAUAGAAUGAAAGAAA